Molecule: messenger RNA, 1249 nt
Organism: Budorcas taxicolor (takin)
Lineage: Eukaryota; Metazoa; Chordata; Mammalia; Artiodactyla; Bovidae
Gene: LYSMD2
Product: LysM domain containing 2
Exons: 3
Coding region: 1-648 (215 amino acids)
Source: RefSeq, a predicted model, not a curated record
AUGGCGGAUUCCUCGCCCGCUCCGUCCCUGCGGGCAGGUGGCCCCCGUGCGCCGCGGCCCUCGGCCCCUUCGCCGCCGCCGCCGCACUCGCGUUCGGGCUCCGAGGCCGAGGAGGCCGAGCAGUCGCUGAGCCUGGCACGCACCAAGACCCGCUCGUACGGUAGCACGGCCAGCGUGCGGGCGCCGCUGGGCGCCGGCGUCAUCGAGCGCCAUGUGGAGCACCGGGUCCGCGCCGGCGACACGCUGCAGGGCAUCGCGCUCAAGUACGGAGUCUCGAUGGAACAAAUUAAAAGGGCAAAUAAACUGUUUACCAAUGAUUGUAUAUUUCUGAAGAAAACUUUGAACAUCCCAGUUAUAUCAGAGAAGCCGUUGCUGUUUAAUGGACUUAACUCAGUAGAUUCUCCAGAAAAUGAAACUGUUGAUAGUUUUUCUCAUGAAGAGGAGCUGGUAGGGUCUGGGAAAGACGUCUCUCCUCCCAGCCCUCAAGAAUUGGAUGUUCAGCCCAUGCAGCCUGAGGAAGUAUCAGCCAGAGAUUUCCUGCAAAGGCUGGACUUGCAGAUUAAAUUAUCAACACAGGCAGCCAAGAAACUGAAAGAAGAGAGCAGAGAUGAAGAAAGUCUCUAUACAGCUUCCCUUUAUCACAGUUAGAUGAUCAGGGGGCAUAAUCUAACCUGGUUAAGAGAUGACUGGAUCAUAAAGAAACCAACAACAGAUGAUUCAAAAGCAUCCUUUUGGAUUCUCAUAGAAAUGGCACCCCACUCCAGUACUCUUUCCUGGAAAAUCCCAUGGACAGAGGAGCCUGGUGGGCUGCAGUCCAUGGGGUUGCUAAGAGUUGGACAUGACUCAGCGACUUCACUUUCAGUUUUCACUUUUCACUUUCAUGCAUUGGAGAAGGAAAUGGCAAGCCACUUCAGUGUUCUUGCCUGGAGAAUCCCAGGGACAGGGGAGCCUGGUGGGCUGCUGUCUAUGGGGUUGCAUAGAGUCGGACACGACAGAAACGACUUAGCAGCAGCAGCAGCAUACAUCUUUAAAUCACAAUUAAUUAGUUCCAGCUACAGCAGUUGCAAUGAAGUCACUAGUUUCCUCAGGCUUUCUAUGAUUUUCAGUCUUUAUUAUGGCAUGAUAGCAAAACUGUGUCUUAAUGGCUCAUCACUUUUGCAGGUGGUGGUAGUUUUUAGACUAGCUUUUGUAAAUACUAGCUGACAUAAAGCCUCAAAGACUAUUUACAUAUUCAAGCUGAAACAAUGUU